This is a messenger RNA of Trichoderma gamsii, 1497 nucleotides long. RefSeq lists its product as hypothetical. The transcript has 3 exons. The coding region runs from base 1 to 1497 and encodes 498 amino acids. The record is from RefSeq and is a predicted model, not a curated record. NCBI's taxonomy places the organism in Eukaryota, Fungi, Ascomycota, Sordariomycetes, Hypocreales, Hypocreaceae.
AUGGCGUCCCUAAAAGAAGAAACCGUGAACCCUCUACGGCCGUACUACCGGCCUCCCACGAUCGAACAGCAGGCCGAACCGGUAUCGAUCCCCAGCUCGAAUCCGUUUUCCGGUGGCAACAGCUACGAUGUGGCUAGCGGCGCCAAAUACGCCUCCAAAGCGAAGCACAUGCUCAAUGAUCUCGACUACAAGGGGUUGGUUGGCGAGCCAUCGCCGUCGGUCGUCGAAAGUGCCAGAGAGCUUGUUGACGAGCUGAUAUGGAAGUACCUGUCCGUACUGAUUGGGCAGCCUUUCGAGGUUGCCAAGAUGAUCUUGCAGGCUCGGGAUCAAGACGAAAAAGCUGCCGUUACAGUGGCUGCAGAGCCAGAGGCAGCUCCUGCACCUCAGGUACCAAGUCGAGCUGGCUCGGCAUUUGAUGAGGAUUCUGACGGGGAGGAGCCGGCAUACUUCACAUCGAACGAUCCCACCAUACCGAAUCCCUGGAACCAAAACCAGCCCCAGCCCGAGAAGCGACCUAGUAGUCGGCGCACAGAGUCGCCUCUGCAGUCUCCAACAACGCCGAAGAAAGAAGUAGUUCUUCCCGAGCACUUUUUAAAUCUUCGCCGGCCCGACGCUAUUCUCGACGUCAUUGGGCAGCUAUGGCAGAGGGAUGGCGCAUGGGGAGUAUGGAAAGGAGCGAAUGCAACCUUUCUGUACACCGUUCUACAGUCUUUGCUAGAGAACUGGUCAAGAAGCUUCCUGAGCGCCGUCUUCAAUGUGCCGGAUCUGGGGGUGAAAGACAGCAUCGAUCGUGUUGUCGACAUUGCUUCCCCGUACCCUUGGGCCUCAUUACUUGUGGCUGCCGCCGCGGCUGUCACGACUAGCCUUGCCCUUGCGCCUUUAGAUCUCAUCCGCACGAGAUUGAUUCUCACCAACCCCUUCAAGGGACAGCGAAGGACGAUUGCAAGCCUUCGAGCUCUUCCGUCCUACUACUGCCCCCCCGCCAUCGUUGCUCCUACCAUCCUCCACUCCCUCAUCAACCCCCUCUUCACUCUAUCCACUCCCUUGGCUUUAAAAACCAAAUUUAUGGUCACAAGCGAGCUUGCGCCCAUGACAUUUUCCGUUGCAAAGUUUGUUGCCUCUUCAGUUGGAAUUCUGAUUAAGCUUCCGCUAGAGACCGUUCUGCGCCGAGGUCAGCUCUCCGUGCUCUCUGAGCCUGAGUAUUUGGAAGCUCUCAAUGACGGCGAACCGGCUCUGGAGACCAUUGUGCCCAUUGGGAAAUACUACGGCGUCUUCGGUACAAUGUAUCACAUCGUCACCGAAGAGGGCAAUCGGGAGAUUCCACCCAAGCCCGUAGUAAGCAAGCGAGGCAAACUCAAGACCAAGAACCUCCAGCCGACAUACAAGAAGGGUCAAGGCAUGGAGGGUCUCUGGAGAGGAUGGCGAAUCGGCUGGUGGGGACUGGUUGGCCUCUGGGGAGCGAACAUGGUUGGACACGGCGGCGAUGGUGAGUUCUAG